Messenger RNA from Spinacia oleracea (spinach), 1637 nucleotides. RefSeq names its product protein MAEA homolog. Gene Ontology annotation, molecular function: ubiquitin protein ligase activity; protein binding. Gene Ontology annotation, biological process: proteasome-mediated ubiquitin-dependent protein catabolic process. The coding region runs from base 134 to 1402 and encodes 422 amino acids. The transcript has 7 exons. Lineage: Eukaryota; Viridiplantae; Streptophyta; Magnoliopsida; Caryophyllales; Amaranthaceae. The record is from RefSeq and is a predicted model, not a curated record. Gene Ontology annotation, cellular component: GID complex; cytoplasm; nucleus.
AAAAAAAAAAAAAAUUAGCCCACAAAUUCCCAAUCAUACUCAUCCUAUUAUACUAUCACCAGAUCACCACCACCUCCAUCAUCAUCUUUCUCACAUUUCCCACACCUUCCGAUCUCGCUCUCUUUCCUCCACGAUGGAGAUCGACCCUCUCCCAAACGGAAACACCGCCACAGAAAAUGCCGCCGCAAGACCAGCAUCCGACGCCGUUGCUUCCCUAGCGGCAGCGGCAAAGGCGGCUGCGCCGGCGUUGAAGGUCAGCCACUUAUCGGAUUCACUCAAGCUUGAACACCAGUUUUUGCGGGUCCCUUUCGAGCACUACAAGAAAACAAUCCGCGCUAAUCACCGUUCCGUCGAGAAGGAAGUUUCCGCCGUUAUCUCUGCCGUUGAUUCUUCUUCCUCUUCUGAUUUUUCCCGUGACGACGCCGUUUCUCAUCUAUCAUCCCUUGUCUCUCGCCUCCAAGGUCUCAAGAGAAAGCUAGAGGAAGGAAGCCGAGUUGAGAACUUGCAAGCACAACGAUGUCGAGCUCGAUUAGACCAUUUGGAAUCUGCAGAUGCAGAUAAUUUAUCUGAAUGGAGCAACACACGUUUGAAGCGGAUUCUUGUGGACUAUAUGCUUCGUAUGUCCUAUUAUGAAAGUGCUGCAAAGUUGGCUGAAACUAGCAAUAUACAGGAUCUUGUUGAUAUCGAUGUAUUUCAUGAAGCUAGAAGGGUGAUCGAAGCUCUUCAAAAUAAAGAGGUAGCUCCUGCAUUAGCCUGGUGUGCUGAUAACAGGUCCAGGUUGAAGAAGUCAAAGAGCAAAUUUGAGUUUCAACUAAGACUUCAAGAGUUCGUAGAAUUGGUUAGAGCUGAUAACAAUAUGCGCGCAAUUUUAUAUGCUCGAAAGUAUCUAGCACCAUGGGGAGCCAUUCAUAUGAAAGAGUUGCAGAGAGUGCUUGCAACACUUGCUUUUAAAAGCGGUACAGAGUGUGCUACCUACAAGGUUCUUUUUGAAGUCAAACAAUGGGACAACCUGGUGGAUCUUUUCAAGCAGGAAUUUUAUAGAUUGUAUGGCAUGACCCUUGAACCAUUGCUGAAUAUCUAUUUGCAGGCUGGUUUAUCUGCUUUGAAAACUCCAUUCUGCUAUGAAGAUGACUGUCCAAAAGAUGAUCCAUUGUCUCAGGAAAGUUUCCGUAAACUGGCAGCAUCACUACCAUUCUCGAAGCAGCAACACUCAAAGCUUGUCUGUUACAUAACAAAAGAAUUGAUGGAUACAGAAAAUCCACCAAUGGUCUUACCAAAUGGCUAUGUCUACAGCACCAAGGCUCUAGAAGAAAUGGCGCGUAGGAAUAAUGGUAAAAUUACUUGUCCGAGGACAGGUGUAGUCUGCAAUUAUUCUGAUCUUGCUAAGGCAUAUAUCUCAUAGAAUCAGUACCUUGAACAAUUAUGUAAUUAGACAAUACUUGUAGACUCUUGACAAAAAUAGCUUUUCUUUGCUGUGAUCCGUAGGAGGAUCAGAAGCUACCCACAUGUACAUAGAAAAAUGGAAAUCUGAACCAAUUUCUUUUUUAUUUGCUAAUUCUGUUAUUCAAAUUUACCAGUAAUUAUGUAUCUGAAUGUUUUAACAGCAAUUGAUUACUGGGUGAUUAUCAUGUCUUUCA